AUGGCCGAGCCCGAGCAUCCGCCGCAGGAAGGCAGCGGAAGGAGUAAGAAAAAGAACAAGAAGAAUCGUUCCAAGAAGCAACCGAAGCGAGCCGCCGCCGCCGCUGACACCGACGGGUUCUCCUCAGGCGCCAGCACCGUGGCUGAGGACCCCUUCCUCGUCCUUGCCGGCGGAAAGGAAGGAGGGUUUCUGGAUUUGGAGGAGAUCGAUGAGGCAGACUUCGGCAUCUUCGGAAGCGUCUUGGAUGACGUAGGACAGGGCGUCGAGGAAGCAGGGAAGGAUCAUGGGAAGAAGAAUAAGAAGAAGAAAACGAAGAAGCGGAAGCGUGGGGGUGAUGACGAGGGCUUCAAUGCCCACGGUGCUUUGGUAGUUGAGAAUGAGCAGGUGGAUGGCGAGAAAGCGGAGAAAAAGGUCGAGGAUGGGGAGAAAGGGGAGAAGAAGGGAAAGAAAAAGAGGAACAGGAAGAAGAGGAAGGUGAAGGAUAAUGAGACAAGCAGGGAGAGUGAUGAGGAUGUCACUAGUGACAAUGCAGAAGACAUGCAAGAUGACACUGAGAAUGUGGAACAAGAUAAGGAUGAUGAGCUGAUUUUGGGCGAGGAUGAUGUUUCUGCAUGGCGUGAGCUUAGGCUGCACCCUCUGCUUCUCAAGACGAUGCGCAUACUUGGAUUCAAAGAGCCAACACCUAUACAAAAGUCUUGCUUUCCUGCAGCAGCUCAUCAAGGCAAGGAUGUUAUCGGUGCAGCAGAGACAGGUUCUGGAAAGACACUUGCUUUUGGCCUCCCAAUUUUGCAACGUCUCCUUGAAGAGCGAGAAAAGGCCGCAAGAUUGCACCAGGAAGGCAAGAAAAUGGAUGAACGUUCUGGUGGAAGCCCUCUUCGUGGUCUUAUUCUGACACCCACCAGGGAGCUUGCCAAACAGGUAUGCGAUCAUCUAAAAGAUGCGGCCAAGUUCUUAGGAAUCCAUGUUGUUCCAAUUGUUGGUGGUCUAUCCAUGGAAAAGCAAGAGCGGCUUUUGAAAAAGAAGCCUGAAAUUGUUGUUGGAACUCCUGGAAGAUUGUGGGAGCACAUGUCAAUGAACAAUCAACACCUAGUUGAGCUGCAUUCAUUGUCAUUCUUCGUCUUGGAUGAGGCUGAUAGAAUGAUUGAACGAGGCCAUUUCCGUGAAUUACAAUCUAUCAUUGAGAUGCUUCCACUGGCCAAUGGUUCUGAUGAACAAGCUGCGAAAAACCAUGCCAAACUGUGCAGUGAAGAGGAUAAGGAUGCCUAUCUGUAUUAUAUAUUGAGUGUUCACGGGCAAGGUCGCACAAUAAUAUUUUGUACAUCAAUCGCUGCAUUACGUCACAUUUCUUCUAUAUUGCGCAUUCUUGGAAUUAAUGUAUUGACAAACCAUGCUCAAAUGCAACAAAGAGCUCGCAUGAAGGCCGUGGAUCGCUUCCGUGGAAGUGAAAAUUCCAUUUUGGUCGCAACUGAUGGUUUUGCAAGGGGUAUGGAUUUUGAUGAUGUCCGAACAGUUAUCCAUUAUCAGUUGCCACACUCAACUGAUGUUUAUAUCCACAGAAGUGGAAGGACAGCACGUAAGUCAUUGGCUGGCUGCAGCAUUGCGUUAAUCUCUCCUACUGACAAGUCCAAGUUUUAUUCUCUUUACAAGUCUUUGUCAAAGGCUGGUGUCUCACCCUUACUUCAGAAGCAACUAGAAGAGUUGGCCAAGAGAAAUGCAAGCAACAAUAGCUGCAAGAGUGAGAAUAAAGGAUCUGGGUUUGUUGUUAUUGGUCAGGAUCGUGUUGAACCCUUGCAAGCACUUCAAAAUUCUGGGCAAGAGGUCUGUGUGAACAUAGACAAACAAAGAGAAAAGCGAAGAGUCGCUGAGAACUGGAGGCGGAAGAAGCAUGAAGAAAAGAAACGUACACGAGAGCAGAAGCGAAAGGAUAAGAGAAAAGCUAAAGAGAUGGCUUGA
Messenger RNA from Miscanthus lutarioriparius, 1953 nucleotides. The record is from the annotation of a GenBank genome assembly. Lineage: Eukaryota; Viridiplantae; Streptophyta; Magnoliopsida; Poales; Poaceae.